AUGGAGGAUAGUGUUCUUUCCAUCAGAGCAAAGAUUGUAGAAUAUAUUGUGGGUCCAAUUUUACACCAUGCAAAAUACUUGUGUUGUUUCAACAACUUUGCUGUGAAUCUCCCAAAUGCCAAAAGAGAAUUGGAAUUGACCCUAGAGCAAGUGAAAUUACGAGUAAGAGAAGCCACUAUUAGGAUUGAAAAAAUUGAACCAACUGUUGAAGAAUGGCUAGAAGAAGUUGAGAAAGUUUUAGCAGAAGUGCAGAUUCUCGAAGGAAGAGUUUUGAAAGUGACAAAGAGUAGUUUCAUAAGGCAAUGUCGAUAUUUUCUUGCAAAAGAAAUGGUAAGAAAAAUAGGACAAAUGAAUCAGCUCAAAUGUAACAAGUUAGAGCCCUUUUCUAGGAGUAUUAACCUUCCAGACAUGAAGUACUAUUCUUCCAAAGAUUUUGUUCUUUCCAAUUCAACAGAAUCAACUUACAACAAGCUUUUGGAAACAUUAAAGGAUAAAAAUGUUAGCAUAAUUGGACUAGUUGGAAUAGAAGGCUCGGGAAGAACUACUUUGGCAAAUGAGGUGGGUAAGAAAGCUGAGAAGUUAAAACUUUUUGAGAAGGUUGUCAUGACAACAGUCUCUCAAAAUCUCAAUAUCAUAAGCAUCCAAGAACAAAUUGCUGAUAAGUUGGGUUUCAAAUUAGAGGAAGAAUCUGAGGAAAGUAGAGCAAAAACAUUAUCACAGAGUUUAAGGGAGGGCACAACACUUCUAAUCUUGGAUGAUGUAUGGGAAAAGCUAAACUUUGAAGAUGUAGGUAUUCCUCUCAAUGAAAACAACAAGAGUUGUGUAAUACUCCUAACAACUCAAAGUAGAGAAAUAUGCACUUCUAUGCAAUGCCAAAGUAUAAUUGAGCUCAAUCGUUUAACCAACGAGGAAUCUUGGAUUUUGUUCAAAUUGUAUGCCAACAUAACUGAUGACUCUGCAGAUGCUUUGAAAAGUGUGGCAAAAAAUAUUGUUGAUGAAUGCGAAGGAUUCCUAAUUUCAAUUGUGACUUUGGGAAGCACACUGAAGAAGAAAAGUUUAGGAGAUUGGAAGUCAGCAUUGAAAAGACUACAAGAUUCCAAACCAUUGGUUAUUACAAAAGGCCUAAAAAUUCCUCAUGUAUGUCUUCAAUUAAGUUAUGAUAACUUGACAGAUGAGUUAACCAAGUCGUUGCUUUUGUUGUGUUCUAUCUUUCCAAAGGACCAUGAAAUUGAUUUGGAAGAUUUAUUUCGAUUUGGAAGGGGACUGGGACUAACUAAGACUUCUGAAACAAUGGAAAAAUCAAGGAGGGAGAUUGAAAUAGCCGUUAACAUCCUAAAGGAUUCUUGUUUGUUGUUGAAAGUUAGUAAUAAAGAAAGGGUGAAAAUGCAUGACAUGGUUCGUGAUGUAGCCUUGUUGAUGGCAUCUGAAAGGGGUCAAGCAAUGUUGGCAAGUACUGCAAUGGAUCUAAGAAUGUUGGUAGAGGAUGAAACACUAAAAGAUAAGAGAGCAAUAUCCUUAUGGGAUUUGAAAAAUGGUCAACUUCCUAAUGAUAAUCAAUUGAAUUGUCCAACACUAGAAAUUCUCUUGCUUCAUUCUCCAAAGGCUGGCUUUGAAGUAUCUAAUUUGUGUCUUGAAAGGUUGAAAGUUCUUAAAAUACUGUCAUUCUUAACAUGUGGCUAUACGUGGAAGUUGCCUCAAUUUAGUCCAUCACAGUACAUUUUAUCAUUGCCACAAUCAAUUGAGUCAUUAAAAAAUCUUCAAACUCUGUGCUUGAGAGGCUAUAAGCUAGGUGACAUCUCAAUUUUGGAAAGUCUACAAGCACUCGAGAUUCUUGACUUGCGUGGUUCUUAUCUUGAAGAAUUGCCUAAUGGAAUUGUAGAGUUGAAGAAAUUGAAGCUUUUGGAUUUGUACAAUUGUUGGAUUGAGAAAAAUAAUGCUUACGAGGUUGUAGGACGUUUGCAACUAGAGGAAUUGUAUUUUCAUUUAUUCUCGUAUAAAGAAGACAUUCCACAUAAUGUUUCUUUCUCAAGAUUGCAGAGGUAUGUUAUUGUACUAGAUCAUAGACCAUAUUCCUUCCACCUAAAGACAGAAAUUAUGGAAGAGCAUAGACCAUCUAGAGCUUUGUACAUAAAUGGUUUGAAUGCAUCUACUCAAAGGUUUAUAUCAUUACCAAUCAUGGAUCUAUUUUUAAGAGCAGAGUACCUUCAUUUGAAGCAUCUGAAGGGAGGUUACAAAAAUCUUAUCCCAUCCAUGGAUCAACAAGGCAUGAAUCAGUUGAUUGCCUUAGUCCUCGAAUAUUCUUUAGAUAUAGAAUACCUCUUUGAUAGUACUAUGAUUACCACCAAAGAUGUUUUUUUGUCCAAACUUGUUACUUUAAGGCUAAAUGGCAUGCAUGGCCUUCAAGAAGUGUUUCAUGACCAGUUUUCUCUAUGCUCUCUGGAAAAUUUACAAGAACUAAUCAUAGAAAAUUGUGCACAAUUGUACAGCAUAUCCUUUCCAAGGUACUCAAAUCUAUGCAGUAUCAAGGUCUUAAGAAUAUACAAUUGCCCAGUCCUAACUUCUCUCUUCAUGCCAUCCAUUGUCAAAACUCUAGUGCUGCUGGAGGUUCUAAAAAUAUCUGAGUGCCAUAAAUUGAAGUACAUAAUAGAAGAAGUCAAAGAAGGGACUAUUAACAGACAAAAUCAUGCAUCUAUGACGCUCCCAAAAUUAAGUAUCAUUGAUAUUGAAGGAUGUGAAAGGUUGAAAUAUAUAUUGCCUGUGUGUUUUCUGGGAGAGCUAGUUAGUUUGCAAAGGAUGAGCAUUCGAAAAUGUAGCGAGUUGAUGUAUGUAUUUGGAAAUGAAAAGGAGCAUGAUCUUUCAGCGUACCAACACCAGAGUACAUACCAUUGCUUGUAUCCAAAUUUGCUUAAUUUGGAUACUUUCAAGUUGGAUUCCUUACCAAAUCUUGUUGACUUUUGGCCUGAUUACUAUCGUCCGCGUUUACUAAAUUUGAAAGAGGGUCGAUGCACUGAGUGUCCCGGACUGUCCAAUUCAGCGCGUAAGGUGGUGAUUUAUUUAAACUUGCGCCAAGACAUAACUGCAACGGAUAAGGUGGGUAAAGUCUCCUCUCAUAGGACACAACAGGAUACCACUAUAGGCAAGACCAUCAGACGUCUUAAGGGAAUUUUAGAUCGUGCUGAGAUGACUUCAUCGACUCAAGAAUCAAUUGCUCCUUCUUCAUCCAACAAUGCCUAUGAGGAUAUAGCUAGAGCUCAACAACAAGUUGCAGAAGCUCAAAGGGAUGCAUCAAUUGCUCGACAAGAAACUACUGUUGUAAGUCAUCUGCUUGAGCAAAUGAUGGAAAAGUUGGCAGUAAAUGAGCAGAUAGGAUUACAAAAGAGGGCCCAUGAGCACGUGGGACUACAUAGGGGAACCCAGCAAGAGCCAGGUGCUGAGAGUAAGGUUUAA
Glycine soja is the source of this 3447-nucleotide messenger RNA. Its product is annotated as probable disease resistance protein At4g27220. Lineage: Eukaryota; Viridiplantae; Streptophyta; Magnoliopsida; Fabales; Fabaceae. Gene Ontology annotation, molecular function: ADP binding. The record is from RefSeq and is a predicted model, not a curated record. Bases 1 to 3447 code for a protein of 1148 amino acids. The transcript has 2 exons.